Molecule: messenger RNA, 9256 nt
Organism: Oreochromis aureus
Lineage: Eukaryota; Metazoa; Chordata; Actinopteri; Cichliformes; Cichlidae
Gene: ambra1b
Product: autophagy/beclin-1 regulator 1b
Exons: 18
Coding region: 2505-6857 (1450 amino acids)
Biological process (GO): autophagy
Cellular component (GO): intracellular membrane-bounded organelle
Molecular function (GO): protein binding
Source: RefSeq, a predicted model, not a curated record
GAGCUAGCUAACGAGCUAGCAGAGCUAGCUGUUCAAUAGCUUUUAGCGCCGCAAUGGAUCCAUAAAGGAAGGUAGGCCCGGCUCACAGCAGCAGCCUCUCAUUCACGCCCUGUUUGCUCUCUGAAUGGACUCCAGGUGGGUUAAAGUGUUGGAUCUGUGGGCUCGGUUCGGCACGCCGCUGCUCGGGAGCUACAUGUAGGCGCUGAGGGGCUCCUCAGAUGGUUCCGAUCAGCUGAGGUCCACUCUUAGGUUGUGCUGGCUUCACUGCGGCUGUGGUUCUGUGAGCAGAGCGGGGGUGUGCGGCUUUGUGCCGGCUGGAGGCCCUCAGGCUCACAGCCAGCUGUGUGGAGCUGAAACAUUUCUGUAUUUUUGUCAUUCGACUCGGACCGUGACAGGUGUGUUAACGGUGAUGACGUUUCUGCCUCCGAACCUCUUUAUUUCAGGUUCACGCGCCUCAGCUCUGGGUUAGGGUCACCUGAGGAGCCAGAACAGCCUCACCUGGCACAUUGCAAAGUGAUGAAGUUAAACCACCGGGUCUGUGGGUCAGGGCCUUUCUGAGCAGUUGACUCACCUGCAGGUUGCUGUUCAAGACCCUGUACAGACGAAACAAACAGCCUGACUAAGCUCAUUUUAAAAAAAACAUCUGUUUGUUCCAAAGCAGAUGUUUGUAGAGACUGAGCACAGCUGGUAUCAGUCUGCACAUUACUCUUUAUGAGAGGAGCACAGUGACACACAGAGACAGACUCUACGCCCUCAGAACUGAAGCUGUGCAGUCUUGUGUGUCUCAGAGUACAAAUACUGUGGUAAUUACUGCACCAACAGUAUCUGUGGUAACAGGAUAAUAAUAGAUCAAGAGGCUGGUACAUAAAAAGUGGGAUGAAGAAAGACGGGGGUACUGGGAGGCUAGGAAAGACUUACAGUGAGCUGUAUGAGAGGGCUAGACACCAAGGAUGGAGAGAAGGACUGGUAUUGAUUGGCUGGGCACAGAGAUGGAGCUGGAAAGGAUGUGCAGCAGGUUGGAGUAAUUAAGGACAUGGAUGCAGACUACUAAUGAGUGGUACUUGCAAUGGAAUGGAUGAAAGCUAGUUAGUGAACCAGGAAGUGCAGAGGAUUAGUGAGGAGGAUGGGGAAAGGUGGUUGGUCCUAAUGACAUACCUGUGCAGGUGUGGAGAUAUCCAGGAGAGAGGGCAGUGGACUUUUUAACCAGGCUGUUUAACACAGAAGAAGUGUGCUGGUCCUGAAGAACAGGCAGAGCUGAACUGCAGAGGGAUGAAGGUGAUGAUGAAGAUGUGAGAAAGAGAUGUAGAAGCUGGGUUAAGAAGAGAACUGAUGAUCAGUGAGCAGUAGUGUGGCUUCAUGCUCUACAGAUGUGAUGUUUGCUUUGAGUGUUGAUGGAAAGUUUAGAGAAGGUCACUGUGGUGCUGCACGAGGACGUAUGUGAGGGCAGUGCGGGACAUGUAUGAGGACAGGGAGACAGUGGUGAGGUGUGCGGUCGGAGCGAUAGAUGGGUUGAAGGUGGGGGUGGGAUUAUGUCAGGGAUCUGCUCUGAGCUGCUUCCUGUCUGCAGUGGUGCUGGACAGGCUGACAGGAGGAGCAGGUGGAGGUAUCCUCUGAAGGUGGUGGAAGGAGCCGAGGUAAUGAGGGUUUAAGUUUGGUCGACCAUCCAAAGAGAGUGCAGGCAGGGUGGAGCGGGUGGAAAUGUGUGACGGAAGGAUAACAGCAUCAGUGAAAGGAAAGGUUCAAAGGUGGUGGUGAGGAAGCAGCAAAAGUCCCUGCAGAAUGUCUCCAGCUUCCUGUCCGGGUCAGGGCUCGGCACGUUCCUCUUUUCAGUAGUGUAAUCUAAGACUUUACAUCAUAAUUUUGUAGGUGGCGCUCUGGAGCGUGUGAUGCCAUAAAAUAUGAGGUUUGAGCAGUCCUGACUGAAGUGUUUUCUUACCAUGUGUGAUUUUCAGCACAGUUAGAUUUAAAUGAUCUCCACCUGUUGGUGCUGUGUGGCCUCCCUCGUCCUGCAGCUGCACGCACACCGUUUGGGUCAAAGUAGUUUUAAAUGGAAGCUCAGCUUCAGCAUCGUCAGUAAAGUGUUUGCAGCAGCUGUUCCAGCUGCAGGCGACCAGUGAAACCAGUGAAACCUCCCCAGCUGCUGAGAGAUGAUUCUGAUGUGUUCUGACAGUAAACUGAUCUUUACUGAAGCUCAGCUGAUGAAGGCCAUUUCACGAUGCAACCUUCAGUUCAGCCAUCGCCGCUGCUCUUCUUAUCAUUCAGAGAUUUAAUACGCCGAGUGAUGGAUUGAGAUCAGUCAGCUGAUAAAUCUGGGUUUGUGUGUGAUUGGCUCACUCCUGUUUUGUUUUUGUUUGAGUAAAUAAACCUUUAAGGCCAAAUUAUUGAAAUAUUUUUAUCAUAAUUUUGGUGAAUUUGAUGCAAAAAGUGUUGAAAUGAAAACCAUCACUGAUGAAUGAGUCCAGCUGACUUCAGACUAACAGCUGCUCAGUAAAACACAGCAGCUGAUGAUCGUUUUCAUUCUGACACAAAUUCAGAAAUUCAUGGUUCAGACAUUCCCAUCCAAACCCCGCCCCCUCGCUCUCCUGACCUCGACUUCGCACCACGGCGUCAUAGUAACCGUUUCUUUCAGCUCGAUUUAUUUCAGGUUGUCUUUCUCAGCCCAGACUCUGCAUGGCGUCGGAUUGGCAGCAGUGGGAGUGAGCAGCCAAUCAGCUGAGGACACCGGUAGCAUCAUGGCAUCUCGUCAGAGAAACUCUGUCCGGAUCCUGUCCAGCCGGGAGCGCGGCUCGCAGACCUUCGGCUCGCAGCGCCUCCUGCAGCUCCUGGUGGAGGAGAAAGUCCGCUGGAUGAAAUGGCAGAGUCAGAAGGUGGAGCUGCCGGACAGCCCUCGCUCAACGUUCCUGCUGGCCUUCAGCCCUGACAGGACCCUCAUGGCUUCGACCCAUGUCAACCACAACAUUUACAUAACAGAGGUGAAGACUGGAAAGUGCCUACAUUCCUUAGUGGGCCACCGUAGGACCCCCUGGUGUGUGACCUUUCACCCCACAAUUCCUGGCCUGGUGGCCUCUGGGUGCCUUGAUGGCGAAGUCCGGAUCUGGGACCUGCAUGGCGGGAGUGAGAGCUGGUUUACCGAGAGCAACGUUGCCAUCGCCUCCCUGGCCUUCCACCCGACUGCUCAGCUGCUCCUGAUCGCCACCAACAACGAGCUCCACUUCUGGGACUGGAGCCGCCCCGAGCCCUUCGCCGUGGUCAAAACGGGCAGCGACACAGAGAGAGUGCGGUUGGUGCGCUUCGACCCUCUCGGUCACAACCUGCUCACGGCGAUCGUGAAUCCAUCCAAUCAGCAGGGCGAGGAGGACUCGGAGGUUCCCAUGGACAGCGUUGAGAUGCCUCACUUCCGUCAGCGCUCCUUCCUGCCUUCCCAGCCAGUUCGCCGGACGCCCAUCCUCCACAACUUCCUCCACAUCCUGUCAUCCCGCUCCCCUGGGGCUCAGGCCGGAGGCGAACAGCAGCGGCCUCUCGGGGAAAACGGAAGUAACAUGGCCGAAUCUCCCAGCAUCCCUUUGGCCCAGUACCCCAGCUCGGAGCGCGGUCCGCCCCUGCCCGGCUGCACCCAGCACCUGGGCAUGGUGUGCAUGUGCAGUCGCUGCUCCGUCAGUCGAACGGCGCCCCAGCCAGACGGAGCCUCUGUGCCGCCGCCCGAUCCACGGGUGUCAUCGGACGCGCUCCAGCCUCCCCCGGCCUCCACAUUCUCCUCAGCUCGUACUGAGCCCCGACAGCCCUUGGAGCGAGCCUCCGCCUUUACCUCCGUCUACUACAGCGCCGGCGCUUCUCUUAACCCCGCCCCUCCAGGUGGCCACGAGCCGCACUCCACGCCCAGACCAGGACCCGACUGGACUCGCAACCUGCUGAGUGUGAGGGAGGGGGGGAUAAAUCCGGGCAUGCUGCCUCCCAGAACCUCCGCCUCCUCCUCCAUCAGCCUUCUGUCUGUGCUCCGCCAGCAGGAGGGCUCCUCUCACUCCCCCGUCUACACCUCCGCCACCGAGGGGCGGGGUUUCCCCCAGCAGGGCGAGCCCGGAGCCCGGGAUACCGCCAGCACAAGCAGCGGGCAUCACCCGUUCUGGGACGGUUCCCGUGGUAACACGGCCUCCUUCCGCAAUGUGCUGCAGUGCAACCUGAGCCGCUACUUCCUGGAGAUCGGCCCCAUCGACAUGGAGCCGGGGCUGGGCGGUGCCGUGGCCGACGGAGGCCAGGACCAGAGUCAGGAACUGCUCAACAACAACAUGGACCCGGACCGCCCCGGGCCUUCCUCAUCCUCCUCCUCCUCCACCCCUACCAUCAUCCACUACCAGCCUCCCCUCCCCCCACCCCCCAGCUCCCACAGCCUGGAGAACAAUGUCCCUCCCCCCGCCCCCCGAGGUCACCUGAACCGCUGCCGGGCCUGCCACAACCUGCUCACCUUCAACCACGACUCCCAGCGCUGGGAGCGCAAGACAUCCUCCGCCUCCACCUCUGCCUCCACCUCCAUGCUGGAGCCCCCUUCCUCCGCCUCCUCCUCUGCUUCUUUCCCUUCUCCUUCCUCUCACUGGCAGCCCGAUGAGGCCAGGAGGAUGCUCGAAGUCCAAACACAGGAGAGGAGGGCGCCUCCUGAGCCCAGCGAGCAGCCGCCUCCCCCAGCAGCAACGGUGGGAGGAGCAGGAGGAGUGGCCUUCCCUAUUGCCCCGUCCUCUAGCCAGCCCGGGGAGCAGACGGUGGGCCUGGUGUAUAACCAGGACACGGCGCAGUGGGAGCGGGUGUACCGGCAGGCUGCAUCAGGCCGGCCGGCGGAGCCACCGGAGGCCUUAAGCCAAGAAAUCCCUGUCGACCCCCCAGAUGAGGACUCCCUCAGGAGGCGGCUGCUGGAAUCGUCUCUCUUGUCGCUGUCUCGCUACGACAUGUCCGGCUCCAGAGACCACCCCAUCUACCCCGACCCAGCCAGGCUUUCUCCAGCAGCUUACUACGCUCAGAGGAUGAUCCAGUAUCUGUCGAGGCGCGACAGUAUUCGCCAGCGCUCGCUCCGGUACCAGCAGAACCGGCUGCGGGCCAUGUCGUCCUCCUCGUCGGACAGCCCGGCCAGCAACCCGCCCGGCUCCAUGGACAGCAGCGACGUGGACUUUGAGGAUCUCGACGAUAACAGUGACAGAACACGACACCGGACGCCUCGAAACGCCAGGAUGUCUGCGCCCUCGCUGGGCCGCUUCGUCCCUCGCCGAUUCCUCCUGCCCGAGUACCUGCCCUACGCCGGGAUCUUCCAUGAGAGAGGGCAGCCCGGGCUCGCCACACACUCCUCUGUCAACAGGGUGCUCGCAGGGGCAUCGAUCGGGGACGGUCAGUCUGCAGUUGCCAGCAACAUCGCCAACACCACGUACCGCCUGCAGUGGUGGGACUUCACCAAGUUUGACCUUCCUGAGAUCAGCAACGCCUCGGUCAACGUUCUGGUGCCAAACUGUAAGAUCUACAACGACGCCAGCUGUGACAUCUCUGCGGACGGGCAGCUGCUGGCGGUUUUCAUUCCCAGCAGCCAGCGCGGUUUCCCAGAUGAGGGCAUCCUGGCCAUCUACUCGCUCGCCCCCCACAACCUGGGAGAGAUGCUGUACACCAAGAGAUUCGGUCCAAACGCCAUCUCCGUCAGCUUGUCUCCAAUGGGCUGUUACGUGAUGGUGGGCCUGGCCUCCCGCAGGAUCCUGCUGCAUCCCACCACCGACCACAUGGUGGCGCAAGUCUUCCGCCUGCAGCAGCCACACGGAGGAGAGACGUCCAUCAGGAUGGUGUUCAACGUGGUCUACCCCAUGGCUCCGGACCAGAGGCGCCACGUCAGCAUCAACUCGGCUCGCUGGCUGCCAGAUCCGGGGAUGGGACUGGCUUACGGAACCAACAAGGGAGACCUGGUGAUCUGCCGGCCUGUGUUCUAUCGAAGCGACGGCGAGAGCCCCAGCGAGUCGAGCAGCGAGCCGCUGUUCAGCGUCAACAACAGCGGAACGAGCCGGAGCCGAGGCUCCGACAGGCCGGGGCCGAACCGCUCCAGCUGGAGGCUGGACAGAGACAUGGGACUGAUGAACGCCAUUGGCCUGCAGCCCCGACACCCCGCCCCUUCAGUGACAUCGCAAGGAACCCAGACGCCAAUCAUCCAGCUGCAAAACGCCGAGACUCAAACGGAGAGGGAGCUGUCGGAGCCGAGCGCCUCGCAGCCUGCUCAGAGUGUCCCUCCUGAAGCUCCGUCCACCAGUGGAGCAGCUCAGGCUCAGGUGGAAGUCCUGGCUGAAGCAGAGACCGGCACCUCCACCGCCGCUGCUGGAGAAUCUUCGGAGUUCGGGUCUGGCGAGGAUGCUCUGGCACGAAUCCGCCGGCUGAUCGCUGAAGGCGGCAUGACUGCGGUGGUCCAGCGGGAGCAGAGCACCACCAUGGCCUCGAUGGGUGGCUUUGGGAACAAUAUCAUCGUCAGCCACCGCAUCCACCGCGGCUCGCAGACAGGCGCCUCCAGGCCAACCGCCGAGCCCGUCGCCACGGCCCCCUCCACCUCUGGCCCGCUCCUAGUCACCUCGCAGCCCCAAUCCUACCUCCGCCCGGCGCCGCAGGCCACGAACCAGUCUGAACAGCUCGCUCCCGUCUGGGGCCCGCCGCCACCCGCGCUGUCUCUGGCCGUGGACGUGGACGAUGUGUUCGACGGUGGGCGGGCGGACGAUGACUCCUUGCCUGGUCCCUCCUCUUCCUCCCUGCUGUUGUCUUCCCCCUCCUCCCCCUCCUCCUCCUCCUCUCACAGCCCCCUCCCUGGUGGUGGCGGCCCCAACAGUUACCCCGGUGACCCAUACAGCAGGUAGUCCGCCUAUUGGCUGACGGUUAAGCGGGCUCCUCAAGGCCUUAUCUCACAAAAAUGGGUGCUGCUUCGACCCCACACAGGGUCUCCCACCUGGAAACGAAGGGACACAAAAUCCCCCCCCCCCCCCCUUCCCCCUACCUUUCUGUUGAGCGGCGUUGGCGCUCGUGAACCUGGACCGAAGCUGGACCGCCAUCAUUCCUCACAGGAGGAGCUCCUACUUGAACGUAGGCACGGAGCUCCUCCCCACCUGAUUCUCUCCCGGCACGACGGAGGUCGAGGUUCCUGACGCGCCGCGCCUGCGGAGGAGGGGGUGUUGCUUCUUUCACAUUUACUCCAACGUGCUGCGUUUGGUGCCAUGUGACGUUACCUUAGAUGUGAAAUAGUGAUUGAAGUGUUUGAACUCAGCACUACGUUUUUGUACUGUGUCACUGAUGCGUGUGCCUGAGGCGGGGCUCUGCACGGCGGCGUGGCGGUGAGAGAUUGCCAAUCACUGAACGCACAUGCUCGACUGAACAAACUGAAGCUCCUGCAUGUCUCGAAAUAAUGCUGCAGCUCAUCGAACACAUGUUUGUGUUUAAGGCUGAAGACAAGGAGAAUCACUUCCUGUUAGGGCAACGAGGGGGCGGAGAUUCACCUGCUCUGACCCCUCCCUACCCCUGCCAACCCCACCCAGCUGCACUACAGUGUGUUUGGUGCUAACGGAGGCGCGCGUGUGUGUUUGUGUGUGUUUGUGUGCGUGUGUGUGUGCGUGUUUGUGUGUGUUCUCACUGAAACCACAGUUUGUCUGUUUUUUGGGGGGGGGGGGGUGUUAGCUGUGCGUCUUUGCGUUUCCUGUCCGCCUCAUCACGUUUGGAUGUUUGCAUCUCAGAGCGGUCGUUUGUCUCUGUUCACGGUGAAGGUGUUGGGACUGCGAGGUGGGGUCUGCACGACGUGUUUAGCCAGUGGGGGGGGUUGGGGUUUCACGGGGGGGUGUGGUACAGUCCUAAACGAGCUGGGUGAAAGGUCUGUGGGUUUCGGCUCACGUGGGCGCCACACUGACCGAUGCUCUCAAUGUAGAAACGACACCAAAACGUUCCAGGAAGCUGCAGCGUUCGUCCUCGUGCGGGGACAAUGCUGCAGCGUGAGCGCUCCGACUUCUAGCUAUGACUCAGACACCGGAGAUCAGUCGUCUCUGUAAUGGUUUCAUCCAAACUCGCUGACUGGUGGACAUUCAGCAGCCUGUGUGGUCACUUCCUGCUGUUACUGACCAGGUGAUGAGUGGAUUUAUUAUCAUCAUCAUUAUUAUUAUUAUUAUGACUUUUUUAUUAAGGACGGAGAACUGCAGAUUGGUCUCCCUUAAAACUGUCGUCUUCUGUUAAACGACUAAAAUAAAGUCGAAGACUUGUUUUUUUUAUUUUUUCGGGGGGGAUUAAUGAGCCGAAGAGUCAAAAUAUGUGUGUUCAGUGGAAACACAGGUGUGCGUGUGUCUCUUCCACUACAGGAACUUGCUGUUGCUCGGUAACAUCCAAUCUAAACCCGCGGAUUUCACUCAGUGUUCUUGGACAGCCUGUUAGUGACCUCACAGCAGCCAUGUUGUUGGUCCAGAGGCCACACCCCUAAUAAUACAAACCCUUCUCUAAUUAAGACAGGUGAGUUAUAGAGCCCCGCCCCACAGGUGUUACAAAGAGGAAGUGAUGUAUAGAGACCAGAACAGUUUGUGUGUCAGGCUGUAAACGUGUUAAUUUCUGCUGUAGUGGGAGUGUGUGGGGACCGACUCGCUGCUGCGUCUGCUGGACAUCAGAGGAACUGCAGGUUUUGGCUUAGCCGUUGCUCCUCGGUGCAGCUCAUCUUGUUUGUAUAGAGAUUGUAGAGGACCGAGAACAGAACCCUGAGGAACACCUCGAGCACUUACGACACUUUAAAUGUCAGCUUUAAGAUUCGUGUCACCGAGCUCCUGUAGUGGAAGAUGUCUGAGUGGUGCCUCAACCCCCCCACCCCCACCCUGCAGAAGAAAACUUGAAUUUUUGUGAUCAAGCGCAACUUUUCCUUUUUGCAGCGUCCAGCUGUCCUUUUUGUUUCCACAUAUGCUUAGAAGUUCAUGUACUGAUAGCAUUUAAGGUGGGGGUGUUGAGUGGAGCUCUGGGAUUCAUGACACUUUUUAUUGAAGCUUUUAUUCUGCAGGUGAGACUCUGAAUGCUCCUGGCUUUUUACUUGAUCAAUGAACAUUUUAAAGUGUGUGUGUGUGUGUGUGUGUGUGUGUGUGUGUGUGUUAUCAGGGUGGGGGGGUGCGGGUGGAUGUGAAUACCGCAGCGGUGUGAGUCAGAUCGGUACCUGUGUGUCAGACUGUGGAGUUUGUACAGCGCUAACGCGACUCUUUGCUUUGACUUUUAGACGUGAUGUAAUUAAAGAGCUUUGAGAGUU